UUUUUCUGACCUGGAGACUACUGACACGUUCAUCCGCGCUCACAAUCGGUGCACGUCAACAGAUGACGACACCUCAGCCAGUUCAUUUAUCUAGAAGACAGACAUCCACAGAGAGCAGUCACCGUGUCGGGGGGAAGGACUGCACGAUGUGGCCCGUGUUACCGCUACUGCUGCUCGGUCUGCUGCUACCCUGCACCGCGGGCUCACCUGUUAAUAUUGUAGGCUAUCAGCAAUGCAACUCAUCCGUGGAAGGCACCAUUUACAAAUACAGAGCAAAGACUCUAAAUGGUAGUCAGACUGUGAACUUCAGUGACUACGUAGGCAAGGCUGUCCUCUUUGUCAACGUGGCUACAUACUGAGGACUCACCUAUCAGUAUGUGGAACUGAAUGCACUGUAUGAGGAGAUGAACCCACUUGGGUUGACUAUUCUUGGCUUCCCCUGCAACCAGUUUGGAAAACAGGAACCAGGGCAAAGGCAUGAAAUCCUGCCAGGUUUAAAAUAUGUUAGGCCUGGCAAUGGAUUCAUUCCAAACUUCCUGCUGUUUGAGAAAGGUGAUGUGAAUGGGAAAAAUGAGCAAGAGGUUUAUACUUUCCUUAAGAGCUCUUGCCCCCCUAUCGGAGAAGACUUCGGUCCCAUGUACGGCCGGUUGUUCUGGGAGCCUCUAAAGAUUAGCGACAUCAAGUGGAACUUUGAGAAGUUUCUGGUGGGAAUGGAUGGAAAGCCAGUGAUGAGGUGGCACCCGACCACCAAAAUUUCUGCGGUCCGAGCUGACAUCCGGAGAUACCUGCUCGAAAAGUACACAAGGGAUGUCUUUAAUUAGAUCUGAUCGAUCAUUUAGUAUUGUCUGUCUAAUGAAGUAAGUGUAAUCAGAUGCAAAUGAUUAGUAGAACUAAGGUAGCCUGAUGAGGAGUAAUGUUACAGUUUCUUGUACCGUGAAGAUGGCAUGUUGAAUGAAGAGGAGGCUUGAAAACAGGAACUCUGUGGUGCCUCUUUGGAAUCUGGGGUUUAGGCCAGCCUUUCAGUGCAUUCAGGCUGCCCUGCAAUCCCACAGCACCAUGUCAUCUUCCCAUCUCAGGACUUGUUAACCAUUACUGUCUAAAUGUUAAUUACUUUCAAUAAAUCAUGAAGAAUAA
This is a messenger RNA of Pelmatolapia mariae (spotted tilapia), 1134 nucleotides long. RefSeq names its product glutathione peroxidase 3 (gene gpx3). The record is from RefSeq and is a predicted model, not a curated record. Gene Ontology annotation, molecular function: glutathione peroxidase activity. Gene Ontology annotation, biological process: response to oxidative stress. Lineage: Eukaryota; Metazoa; Chordata; Actinopteri; Cichliformes; Cichlidae. The transcript has 5 exons.